UGUUGUGCUGCGAGAGUGCGCCGAGGAAACACCCCGCGAUGGAUUAGUGCGGAAGCUUUAUCGCAGUGUGUACAGCGCGCGUUCAGUUCCAGAUUCGGAUUACAUACGAUUCACGGGAAGAGCGCUGGAAAUCUGAAACAAACUGCCGGAUAAAAUGGACGACAAGCGCACGCCGCGCGCCAGUUCGAAGGUGUCGCAGAUUGCGAACCGCUUCCAGCCACCCGGGCAGCAUCCUCAUCGCGACGACGUCAUUACCCCACUGCGUGGGAGCAAACCUCGCUCGACCAGCUCCCCAGGCACGGAUUAUCGCGACGACGUCGCCACCGUCACCGUGGUGCGCACCGAGAGUCACCUAACGCGAUUCAAUAACGCGCGAGCUUUAUUCGAGAAGCUGGGAGAGGAAAACCGCCCUAGGGAUAUCCAACGAGUGACAAGUCAUCCGUAUCCCAUCCAAACCACUAAGAGUGCAGGGCAUGUGCCACAUUUAGACAGGUCUCGCAGCAGCUCAGCGAAUAGCGAUCACAUUCGAGAAACACACUGCUCCCGAUCCACGGAUGAAGGAUCAAGAUCACCUUCGCCCACAACAAGAAGAUGUGUUCCUCUGAAUGAUAAAACGAAUGGAUUCGCGAGGAAUAAGAUGGAGAUUGACUCUAUGCACCAUCCACAUCCGGGUCUAACACAUGGUCAUACAGUAACAAUGGGUGGGUUGACAAAAUUGAACGGCAACUCUGAUGAUAAAGGUGUGCAGCAGUAUAGCAAACCACAAUUGAUGAAGAAGCCAGAGAAACCAGAGAGAAAGUUCAACAGCAAGGAGUUGAUUGAAAAGCAACGGAAUUGGACGUCGCAUUUUAGCAAGACUAGAACUUCGAGGUAUACGAGUGAUCCGAAUAGAAAUAAUGACCAAAUUGGUAAACCAGGACACUAUGGUCAUAGGGAGGCACCGGUGGUGGAUAAUCGCGCGACGCGAAGUGCUUCUUUCACUUCGCGGGUGCGUAGCCCGCCGACAUCACCGCCGUGCCCGCCGGAUGUGACGCGUCGCCCGAAUGUCGCACGGCGGGAGAGGCCAGCCUCAGUGCCGACACACAUCAGCAGUCCGCUCAGUAGUCCCAUCAAAGAUCCCUCUCCGCGUCAUCACAUCGAGCGGGACAGAUACGUCUCGUCCCCGUCGCCGGUGACCUCACCAGUGCGCAACAUCAACACACGAGUGGUGCGCGGUCAGCACAAGCGCGAUUCAGAGGAAACCAACAAAGAGAACAAACCCUUAGACUUUGAAGAGGAGAUAGAGGAGCAGUAUGUGCAUCAUAAGGCAAUGACACCCACAUCACCUUCAUCACCACCUGUAGCAGCUGUAAUUGUAGAAACGCCGACUUCAACGCGACAUAGUGGAAUUGUUAAGGAAUUGCCAAAGUCGCCCUCGGGCGGCGCAAACUUGACAAAUGGUGGAAGUACGAAUAAUGCCAGUAAUGCAACUAACUCUAGUUCUAACUCAAAGUCUCUAGACGAGGUGAGCAACAAAGAGUCGCUUAGCGUGAGUAGUUUAAGCUCGCUUAGUCCUCCGAGCAGCCCGAGGACCAAACCGGAAGUUGAGGCUGAACCACCUCCGAGAAUCGCACCUCGUGCGGCGGAAGAAGAAGAAGAUCUCGAAGACGAAGAGUCUGAGGAAAAGGAGGAGGAAGACGACGUCGAGGAGGAAAAAGCCGAACGGGAGACCAACGAAAAGACUGACAUAGGUGCCCAAGAUCAGGCCGAUGUGAAAUCAAAUAAGACUGAAGAAGAACAAGACGAAGACGAAGUAGUCCCGGUGCCGCGCCGUAGCAAAGUCUCUAGCAUCUCGGUGAACAUUCCAGCCGCCGGAUUGGGCACGCGCCCACCCUCGAUUAUCUCCUCGACAACUGACGAGGGUGGCUUCAAUGAGCCGUAUCCGGAGAUCACCGCGAGACUGAAACCGCCCGAGGACGCGCUUUAUGAUUAUCCUAUAACGGACGAGGACAAGGUGGAUUUGUUCAUCCAGGACGAAGGAGACUAUGCGACGAUUGAUGCGAAGGAUUCCCCGAACACCGAGAGCAUCGAAUCGCCACUAUCGCAGCCGCGUACCGUCGAGGCCAUCUACGCGGUGCCCAACAAGCCUUCCUGCCUUCUCCAGCAGCGAUCCAAUGCCUCCACGGAUUCCGACUCGCAGGCGACUGUAGUGCACCACAAGAGUUUCGAUUCGGACGUAAUGUACAACGCUUCCAAAGGAGGAUCGCCUGCGGCGGCUGUCUGCGACCUGGACAUGCAGGACGAGGACGACUACGGCGAGAAUUUGCGCUCGGCGGAGUUUAUUCAACAUGAGCGAAGCGUGGAGGCAAGUAAUAGGCCUGAUGUAGUUCCUUGUGUAUCGCCGAAAGGGAGUCCUGUGAAAAACUCGCCGGAAAUUCACUGCGAAGCAAAUCUGCUUGAUCUCAAAGAUGUGGAAUAUGCUGAUGCGAGCGAAGAUGAGGACGAGGUCGACGAUCGUGUCAUCAUCAAAGAGGACGCGCCUGAAGUGGAUGCUAUGACGCCAGCGGAGGCUGAAAAUCUUUUAAGUUCUAAUAUACUAGAAAAACGAAUUCGUCAAGAAUUAAUCACCGAUGAAGAAGCCCGCGAAAUUCAGAAACUACUAGACUCUAAGCAAAACAAAUGGACGUCCGAUGCGAACUCCUCCAUGCAAGACUCGAUGGGUUUACCGUCUCUCAGUGACAGUUACGGACCACCUUCAAUUCAGGAGGAGCAAGUCGAAUAUGCCCAAGUGAUAAAAAUUAAGAAGGCCGACAAGCAGGUAAUGAAUGAAUCCACGAGUAGUAUUGACGUGUCAACACAAGAAGUCACCAACAGCAAGUUGGAAUCAAGCAUGGCUUCCGAUUCCGGUUUAAUAGACUCUGUCAGUUUUUCGGAAUCAAAUAAUGAUACCGAUUUUAUACCGCAACCGCUACAAGUUGUUGGUAUUGAAAAUGGUAUUCAUUACUUUGAAGAUGGGCACUUCUGGAUGGAGGUACCCGGUCUACCGGAAGACGAUGAUGAUGACCUGGAGUACCCGAUGUACAUACCCAAAUCGUUCAAGAUCAGGUUCUCUGUUGGACCUAUUCAAGUUUUCUCGACCUACAGCAUCAAUGAUUAUGACCGACGUAACGAAGAUGUUGAUCCGGUUGCAGCGAGCGCUGAAUAUGAACUUGAGAAACGCGUCGAGAAAAUGGAUGUGUUUCCGGUCGAGUUGCUGAAGGGUCCUGAGGGAUUGGGUUUGAGUAUUAUCGGCAUGGGUGUCGGGGCUGACGCUGGCUUGGAAAAGUUGGGGAUUUUCGUUAAGACGAUAACUUCGAAUGGGGCCGCGUCAAAAGACGGGCGGAUUCAAGUCAACGAUCAGAUUAUUGAGGUUGAUGGCAAGAGUCUCGUGGGAGUGACGCAAGCAUAUGCGGCUAGCGUGCUGCGGAAUACUUCCGGCAUAGUCAAGUUCAGUAUCGGAAGGGAGCGUGAUCCUGAUAACAGUGAAGUGGCGCAGUUGAUUCGUCAAUCUCUGCAAGCUGAUAAGGAGAGGGAGGAACGUCGACAGCGAGCGUUGGAGGCCGAACAGCAGGCUAGUGAUGCCAGUACACUUCCCUUAACAGGUUCAGCGAAUAGUAGCGUUUCCGAUGGUCCUGUAAGCCCCCUGGCAGCAACAAACGACAACGUGUUCGAACCGGAACCGGAAAACAAUGACGUAGAAUCAUUGCGAUUGUUACUCCAAGAGACUCAGCGCAAGCUCAACCUAUCCGAACACGAGCUAGCGCGCCUGAAGACAAAGCUGAUGGAACAGAACGGACUCAAAUCGGAUGAGAGUGAGAAACUGGAGCAAACCGCAGCGAGAUUGAAAGAGACUGACAAAGCUUUGGCCAUUUCAAAGAAGGAGAUUACCACCUAUCAGAAUAUGUUGGAGCAAUCACAGAAUCAAUACCUCACGUUGGAGAAGAAAUACAGCCGUGCUAAACAACUCUGUCGGGAAUUCCAACAGCGGGAGAUUGAAAUGGCGCAAAGAGAAGAUUUUUACCAACAGUUGUUGCAGGAGAAAGACACUGAAUACAAUGCUCUAGUGAAGAAUUUAAAGGAUAGAAUUAUCACACUUGAGCAGAAGUUAUACGAGACACAGAAACAAGCCGGAAUGCCGCCAUCUUUACCGUACGAUAGUACAAACGCAAAAUCUGUGACACCACAGAUGUCCCGACGUCAACCACCUAAUAAACUAGGCCAAAGCAUCACCCCAGACUUUUCCGACACGGAAGUGUCCGACGCUAGUCCUGAUGACCUAAACAAAACCGACACGGUGGAGAGAAAACUCCCGAUUAAGGACGAAUUCGACAGCGCGGUACCACCGCACGAGUUGUUGGACAUCUCCGCGAAUAAAAGCAAAGCGGAGCUAGUAAAUCGCGCGCGCCAAAUGCCCAAAAAGGGUUCGCUGAGUAACAGCAGUUCAGAUUAUGGUCUGGACGAAAGUUACAACUCUGCCGAUGAACUCGAUCCUCCUUACAUUAACGAUUCAAAAAACGACCUGAUGCGCCCGCACACCUUGGACACGAACAAUUAUUCGACGUACAGCACCGCACAGUACAACAGCCAGAACAGCCACUACAACAGCCAGGUGCAGUACUCGCAGAUCCAGAAUAAUUACGUGCAGAAAAUCGACAACUCCGCGGGGGUGGUGUACGCGCGCGUUCAGAAGGAAUCAAGUAUGCAACAACCCAGUCCCGAUCCAUGGGUGGGUGGUAAGCAAGCGAUGGGUCCCGCAUCAUCGCUGGCGGAACAACUCAAACAGAAUCACCAUUUUCAGGUGCUCGCCGAGCGCGAGAAACGCAUCGGAACGGAGAGUUUGACCGCCUCACAGGAUGAAUUGAAUGAGAAAAGCAAGAGUACUGCGCAGCAUUUAUUGGAGGAGAUUCGGCAGGCAGUAAACGAGGCUAAUCAACGAGGUAUGAAAAAAGUUGCUCCGGUUACACUAUCGCCACCGGGAUCUGUACCAUGGCAGCAUCAGUCUGGUGCGUCGCCAACCCCACCUUCGCCAUCGAGUUUAUCCUCAGGGUCUGUAUCUCCUUCACGAAUGGAUACGUGGAGCAGUAUGCAUCCUUCGGAUAUUAGUCUAUCUUCAUGCAGUAUUGCCAGUUGUGAUAAACGAAAUUCUCACUUUUGGCAAUCAUCUGCUGUUGCCGACUGGAGUAAAGAACAAGUGUGCCAAUGGUUAUUAGGUUUAGGCUUAGAACAGCACAUCCCCAAGUUUGUCGAGUUGCAAGUCAACGGCUCAGCACUCUUACAAUUAACCUCUGCGGACUUUAAAAUCCUCAAGGUGAGCGGCGAUGAUAAAACGCGCUUGAAACGUAAAAUCAAAGAGCUGCGCCACCAGGCCGAGAAAGAACGUAAGCAAAUGGAAAAAGACCGCAAAGAGAAAGAGAAACAACAACGAAAGGCGGAGAAAGCCAGCAAGAAGAAGUGAAUGCCACAGAACGGCCUAACAAACAAAUUCGCUGAGAGCGUGCAAUGGACGCUUGAAUAAAAGUUCGCGUUUUUUAGACGUCAUCAUGAUGAAUAUGAUGCAAGAUGAAAGGAAAUCCUGCCAUACAGGUGUUUUAUUAGUGCGUGUAUGUACUAUCUUACCCCCCGAAUAUAAACGUGUAAAAACUGGUGUAUAUGAUAGUGCGUAUGAUUUGAUUGCUGUUUUAUUGCCAAAAAGUCGACGAUGUUGUGUGGUGUAGAUUAUUAAUAUAAAUAUAACGUGCUCGUGGUAGAAGUCACAUUAAAAAACACCAGGAAAUUACCGCUGUGAGUGGUAAUGCACUCGCAGUGCGUAUUUCUUCAUGAUCUGUCACUGUCACGUAAUGAAAACUUAAGUGUAAGUUUGCGAAAAACACAGAUUCUGAUUAUCUAUACUCGAUUAUUCUAAUAUUACGAUGUAAUCAAAACAAAAAAUACCAUAUUUCAAGUAUCAUCUCACUCACGCAUUGAAUAAGAUGGCCGCCGCACAUAAAAUGGCGGCCGGGUGCAAUUUUAGCAGUGCUCACUCCGCUGAUUGAUGCAUUCAAUCAGCCCAUCGAGUGGCACGGUUUUUUGAACGGAAGAGAUGUUUAUACACACAAUACGAUUAUUCAAAGUUGUAGAUAUUUGAUUGACGAUGACGACGCAUACUCUUCAGUUUGUUCGACUAUAUCGUGGGCAUUUUAUAAACUAUGCUAAUAAAUAUUUAUCUCAUUAUCUCCGAAUUCUUAUGUUGGACGAACAUACGAUGGAUAUGAAUCUUUAGCGCGUGUUUUGUUUCUUAUUUAAGACAUAUUUUAUUUAAAAGUGAACUAUUUAUGUGUAUUUAUCUUAACUUUAAAACAAAACUCAUGUAAGUUGUCGAAUAUACUCUGUGGUUUCGUUUUGUAUUGUAAACUUUUCGUUACGGGACCAACACACACGUCUUGUUUAAUGUAAUAGUUUGAUUUCGUUUCUCUCGAACCGCCCCGUAGCAUUCAUGAGUCUCUGUUCGAUUUUUUAUUUGUGUUGUUGCUCAAUAUUAUAUAUUUUUUUUGUUGAUGACUGGUAAGCUGUGACUGAGUGGUGCGUUUUGCGAUCGCCACAGUUUGAAAUGAUUAUAUACAUCGUACUUUAAUUAAUUUACUACCUAUUUAAGUAAUGAAUAUUAUAUAUAGAAAUGAAUAUGAUUAUAUCUAAUUCUAAUGCAUUAUGUUUAAACAUUUAAACAUUUGAUUGUGAUUUUACAAAUUUCGAUUUUAACAGUGGUAAAGAAUAAAAAUACUUAAUACGACGAUAAAA
Molecule: messenger RNA, 6792 nt
Organism: Dalotia coriaria
Lineage: Eukaryota; Metazoa; Arthropoda; Insecta; Coleoptera; Staphylinidae
Gene: Spn
Product: protein phosphatase 1 regulatory subunit spinophilin
Exons: 11
Coding region: 155-5473 (1772 amino acids)
Biological process (GO): calcium-mediated signaling; actin filament organization; neuron projection development
Cellular component (GO): cytoplasm; actin cytoskeleton; dendrite
Molecular function (GO): actin filament binding
Source: RefSeq, a predicted model, not a curated record